This is a messenger RNA of Patiria miniata (bat star), 3111 nucleotides long. RefSeq lists its product as uncharacterized. NCBI's taxonomy places the organism in Eukaryota, Metazoa, Echinodermata, Asteroidea, Valvatida, Asterinidae. Bases 373 to 1494 code for a protein of 373 amino acids. The record is from RefSeq and is a predicted model, not a curated record. The transcript is spliced from 6 exons.
GUAGACACUUACCGUACUGAAGAAUGACCCUGCAUAUGAGUCGAACACCGUAACCAUUGGACCACGUCACCCCGCAAGACGAUGAAGUGCAAACUUGAUUAAUACAAACAUGCAUCAGUGUCAUAGUCAACAGACCCAGGCCAAACGCAGGGAAAAGCCAUCAUGACAGCGUUGUGAACAAUUGCCAGGGUCCAAGCCAGCCGCUGCAAGCUAGAGAUUUAUUCAUUACUCAACAAACUGCUGUGCCUUGGCAGGAUCUGCCAGUUGGUGUGAAGCAGUCACCCCGUGUACAACACAGCUUUGAACAGGUGCCUCAUUCCUUGAACUCUGGUAGUGUAUUUGGCACAGGGUUCAGCUUUACAAAAUAAAGACAUGCGGCCUAUCUGUAGUGGAUUUAAACCAGAGUCUGUACAAAGUGAAAGCUACAACCAACCCACACUUGGAGGAUGUUCUCACAAACUGAUUUUCAGUGAAGACCAAUCAAGACUUCAACUUGAGGUUACAAACAUUCACCAACCCGUAAAUGGGCAUCCGCAUUCUCAAAAAUUGAUGUCUUUUUCCCAGAAGUGUAUGUCUUCAGGUCAAAUUGGGCAGACUUGCCAUGAUGUAAAGGCAAGAUGUACUGAUAGUGGCUCACACAGAAUGAGUAACUUCCAUGUAGCCCUGCAGCCACAUGCUGCUGAGCAUGAUGAGCUGACAGCAUCUGGAUGCAGUAUGUUGCUACCAGGUGCCAGUCAAGGUCUGCUCACAAGACAUCAUGCUAGAUCACAUGACAUGAAUUCAGGAAGGAAAUCAAGAGACAGUGAAGGCGACAGUGGAGGAAACGUAAAAUCUAGAAAGCGGUUGCAUGGCAAGAGAAGCCAGCAGUUUGUUGAGGAAGAAAGUUGUUACUUGCCAUCACGUAAGCAAUUUCUUAGUGAAGAGAAAAUGGCUGCUAGGAUGAGCAACCUAAGCAUCACAAAUGAAAACAAGAUGGCUUCCUUACAGGAGCGAUGGCUGCAAGCUAAGAUACACACCAAGAGACAACUAGAAGAAAUUGAAAGCAGGUUGUCUGAUUCAGAAUCAGACGUGGAAAGUGAGUGUGACAUCGGUACUACAGGAGAUGAUACUAGCAAGGACCACUGUCGGAUUCAUGUUAGUGCAGAGCUCAAGACAGCUUUGAGACAGCAAGAAGCAUUCUUACCAGACUCUGUUGUCAAGUCUAUGUCCAAUAUCUGCCACCAGAUUGUCCUGUGGAAACCACCAUCCUCAUUUAUUUCUGAUGUCAUCAACCCAUCAGCCUCUCAAGACUUGAUUUCCAAAGAUAGAUCUGAUGGCCAGUCAAAUGACACCAUCAACCCUUCUGCCGGUCAAGUACAUGGUCUCAAUGAUACCGCCAACAAACACACAGCAGAUACUUCUCAUGACAAGACCGACUGGAAAAAUGAUUCGAGUUCAACAGAUGCAACUCAGUUGUUUGAUUUAGUGGAUGAUGAUGAUGAUAUGGAACUGUAGGCUUUGUAGGGCAAUAAGUCUUUCUGAAGGUUUGCUUAAGAACGGUUGGAUGCAAACAUUGUAAAAUGACAUUUGGCUGACUGUUUCCCAGGUGUACAUGUAUAUUCACAUAUUGUCAGUGGGGAAACCAUUAAUUCAACUUGAUUUGUUUGAUAGUACAUUAGUUUAUGCCCCAGUGCCAAAGUGCUGAGUACUAUCAGGCCAUGCUCAGGAGUUAUUGCAUGACUUUGCUCAAGUCAGACUUUUUAUAUUUUGAUAUCCUCAACAGCUGCUUCCACAACAAUCAGCCCUGAAUUGCAUCACUAACAUCUUUAACAGUGCGUGCACGGUGUCUACAGUACGCAUACAAUGUACAUACGCAGAACAUGUGCAUGUAUGUAAUUUCAAUCCGUCUUGAUCAAUCUGCAACGAGUACCCCCCAGCAAUUUAUUCAUCAGUGCAUAUGCAACAUCAUUACUAUGCAUUGUGUGCUGCAACAGCUUGACCAAUCCAAUCUUAGAAGACUUGUUCAUUGUUUUCAGUGGGUGUGGAAGAGUGGAACACAUUUUGCAAAGGUUUUAAAAAAUGAACUGAAAGUUGUGCUAAUUUUAACACGUUUAUGGAGUACUAUUUAUUUUAAGUAAAAUUUUGUCUGAUUUUAAAAAAAUGUGACAUAACAUAAAUAAUAUGCAGACCAAAGUGGCUUUUAAAUGUUAUUGUGGAAAACCUUUAACCCUAACUCCCUAGGCCUUUUUGCUAGGAUGUAGCCUCAAUCCUGCAAAAUCCUCCAAGUGGCCUCGUGGUAAAAUGGCAUAUAGCCUCAAGCCUGAAUCCUGCAAAAUCCUGUGGCAGUCCUGUGCAGCGUGUUGUGAAUUCGCACAGCUGUUUGAAAACAUUGGAACGUACAUGUACCUCUAUUUUGUCAUAUCCCUCAACACAGGUUGCGUGUGCAUUCCUUCAUGAAUCUCAGGCUGUGCGAAUACGCAAACAACUCUGACUGGUGUUAAGAAUGAUUAUAUGUAUGGUUUAAAGCAAUCUGCCAAGGAUGCCAGUGGGUUUUUGCACUAGGGCCUGAAAAAUUUGACACGUGAAAGACGGCCAACUGCAAUACACCAUAAACACAUGCAUUGCAAUAUCACGUGUACAUAUAUAUUGUUUGUCUACUUCGAACUAAUACAAUUUUAUUUAUACAUUUGUGUAUGGAGCUACAUUUAGCAUGGUGAUUGCCAUGGAGCUUCGCAUGCACAAUUCUUUCUGUGUGUGCUACACACACGUGGAAAAAAUGGAAUGCCUGAUUUUGUUUUCUCCAAAACAUGACAAAGCCCGAGUUCUGACUAUAGCCUGAAAAGUGACAUCCCUGAAUCUGCAAGCGUAUUUGGAAUAAAAACGAUAUUCCUUUAAAUACUGGCUCGUUCUCAACUCGAUCACCAUUUUGAAACCGUUUUCUUUUGUCAUUUUUUUUUUCAGGACCAUAAAUCUCAGCUGCUUUCUUCUGGAGGGUACAUGGUAUAAACUUAAAAUAUUGAACAAAAAAUCAACCCUGAUCUCAAGUUGUGCAUAUUACUCUGAUUUCAUGAUUAUGUCGUCAUAUAUCAAAUUACAAGUGAUUUUAGUUGAAAAAGUGACAAGUUCUUUCAC